UGUGAUUUAGUCACUUUCGGAGCGUUGCCGUGAUAACUUGUCGGCUCGUGUCGCGUUAGAAAAUAUAAAAAAAAAUAACAGAAUAGAUAAUAAAUGCCCAGAAAGUGUCUACAAAAUGUUUUGCUAUUCGGCGAUAGUGUGGCUCGUUUGGGCCCUUUCGGGAGUCAUGGUGCCGGCGCCGGUUAUUGGCCAAAUCAUUCCGUUGAACACCUUCUGCCACGGCCUGAGUGAUCCGUGCACCUGUGCUGCCGAGGGCAACGUGGUGCGGUUCCACUGCCCGGACGAGUACGCCAUGCUCCUGGAGGUCUCCGAGUCGGGGCCGUCGAUCUACAUGAGCUACUAUGCCCACGGAGACCUCCACUGGCUGCCGCGCUUCAACAUCACCGAUGUGGUGAAGCUCGAGUUUGACGCGUACACCUUCUGGCCGCAGGUCUUCCUUAGCAAUCUGCUAUUGGAGAUUGGGGUGCAGAAUGUGAAGACGAUUCUGUUCAGGGAUCGCACCUCGGAGACGGUGGUCACACGGGACGUCUACAGUCCUGAUGGCCUCUUUGAGGGAUCGGACAGUCCCUUGAACAUAACCACUUGGCAUUUUGGCUCAGUUCCGGGUCUGAAGAAAUUCCGUUUCUUUAGUGACGUGAAGGAGCUGCAGGAGAACAUCUUUUUGUGCUUCGAUAGCCUCACAGACCUGCAGCUGAACGUGGACGUGGAAAUGCUUCCGGGAAACUUGCUCUCCUCCGUCACAAACACCUUGGAAACGCUGAUAAUCGAGACCCCGGGCAUGGUUAGCUUCGGGUAUCCGCUACUCCGGGAACUCAAGCAGUUGCGGAACUUGAGUCUGACCCUCACGGAUCCACUUCGGGGUCGAGUCAGCCAGCUGCAGCCUCAUCUGUUCGGGGCCAUGAAGCAGCUGGUGGAAGUGCGGUUGGCUCAGGCCACUAGCCAGGUGACCCCGAAGAUGUUCCAAGGCUCCAGAAGGCUUAAGCUUAUCAAGAUCAAUGGAAAUGAUGAUCUAAACAUGCUGCCGCCGUGGAUAUUCCAUGAUCAAGGCGAGCUAACGACUUUGGACCUAUCCUGCAAUGCCAUUAGUCAGAUUGCCAACGAAACCUUCAGCGGACUGGCCAACUUAACCCUCUUGGAUCUAAGCAAGAACAAGCUCACGGAUAUAUCGAGCAAAAUAUUCGAGCCGCUCGUUUCGCUGAAUAUCCUGCGGCUGAACAAGAACUCCUUGACCGCCUUGUCACCCCAGGUGUUCGAGAACGUGAUCAGCCUGAAUUACAUCGAAAUGGUGAACACACAGUUCUACGGGGCCACCCUGAACAUGUCCUACGAGGCGGUGGUGUGCACCAACGACGAGUCCUGCCAGUACAAGUCCGCCGACUGGCAGUGCAACAAGCGCUGCAUCUGCUGGGUGCAGAGGAACAUCGCAAGUCUGAUCGUAGACUGCCGCGGCACCGACCUGAAGGAGCUGCCACUCCUGCCACAUACCACACUGGUGCAAACGGUGCUGAAAGUGGGCAACAAUAGCCUCUCCGAACUGCCCGUGGUGGGUGAGCAUCCGGGCUAUGCGAAUGUUAGUGGCCUCUUCCUGUCGGACAACAAGCUGACCAACUUGGGAUCCGGAGACCAGCUGCCAGACAACCUAACCCAUCUGGACGUGAGCCGGAAUAGUAUUUCUGCCAUUAGCGAACAGUUUGUGGAAUUCCUGCAAAUGGAGAACAAUACGAUGACGCUGGCGCUCUCGGGGAAUCCCCUGGCUUGUGACUGCGAUGCCCUGGCGCUGCUCUUCUUUGUCCGAUCAAAUCCCCAACGGGUUAAGGACAUCGGGGACGUGAUGUGUCCGCGCCAAAAGAAGCCCCUUCAGCAAAUGGAGGCCUUUGAGCUAUGUCCUUCAUAUGUCUUGCUAGUCAGCUGUGUGAUUGGUGGCCUCGUGAUAGUCGCCUGCCUCAUCACAGUCUUCUACCUCAUGUUCCAGAAGGAGCUGAAGAUCUGGCUGUACAACAACAACCUCUGCCUGUGGUGGGUCUCCGAGGAGGAGCUGGACAAGGACAAAACCUACGACGCCUUUAUAUCGUACUCACACAAGGACGAGGAACUGAUCAGCAAGUUGCUGCCGAAGCUGGAGAGUGGUCCGCAUCCAUUCCGCAUUUGUUUGCAUGACCGGGACUGGCUGGUGGGCGACUGCAUUCCGGAGCAGAUAGUCCGGACUGUUGACGACUCCAAGCGGGUGAUCAUCGUGCUCUCGCAACACUUUAUCGACUCGGUGUGGGCGCGAAUGGAGUUUCGCAUCGCCUACCAGGCCACAUUGCAGGACAAGCGGAAGCGCAUCAUCAUCAUCCUGUACAAGGAGCUGGAGCACAUGAACGGCAUCGACAGCGAACUGAAGGCUUACCUCAAGCUGAACACCUACUUGAAGUGGGGAGACCCGCUCUUCUGGAGCAAACUCUGCUACGCCAUGCCCCACAACCGACGAGUCCUCAAGGGCCAAAAGAAACACGCGGGUCCUCUCAUCUGAGUCCUUGGAACGACUUUGGAUAUAGGGAAAUAUACUCAUCCGCUUCCGCAGCUCCUAUUGUAUUCUAAAGUAAUAUUUAUUUACCCAAAACAUAGUCAGUAUUUAGUUUCGAUAUAGUUUUUAAGUCAACAUUCGGAUGAGCUUUUAUUUAGAAUUUAAAUCUAAACAAUUUCGAAGAAAUUAUUCCAGUUAUUGGAGUACAACUUAAGGUGAUAAAUUUACAAAUAAUAUUUUUAAAAUAGGCAAUUAUAUUGUAUUUAUACUUUAUGUUAACUGCGUCAUACAUAGGUACUUACUUUUAAUCAAAAUUACAUUAGUACUGAGAAUUAUAGAUAAAAGUCGCUACUACGUCGCAACCAAUAAAAAAAUUAAUUUUGUCCAUAUCUAUGAUAAGGUAUAUUGGCAACAAAAAUCAUA
Molecule: messenger RNA, 2929 nt
Organism: Drosophila ananassae
Lineage: Eukaryota; Metazoa; Arthropoda; Insecta; Diptera; Drosophilidae
Product: protein toll
Exons: 2
Coding region: 116-2512 (798 amino acids)
Biological process (GO): innate immune response; toll-like receptor signaling pathway
Cellular component (GO): membrane
Molecular function (GO): protein binding; transmembrane signaling receptor activity
Source: RefSeq, a predicted model, not a curated record